Messenger RNA from Amphimedon queenslandica, 1284 nucleotides. RefSeq lists its product as uncharacterized. The record is from RefSeq and is a predicted model, not a curated record. The coding region runs from base 518 to 949 and encodes 143 amino acids. NCBI's taxonomy places the organism in Eukaryota, Metazoa, Porifera, Demospongiae, Haplosclerida, Niphatidae. The transcript is spliced from 3 exons.
UUACAUAACUCAGGACAGGAUUAUACUAUAGUUACUACAGUUCCAUGUCACCAGAAGGAAAAUGUCUAGUGAUUUUAUACUUAAUAUAGUGUGUAAUAGUAAAUAUGUCCAUACAUGUACAUGCUAAUACUAUAGUUAGUAGCCGAGUUAGUAGCAGUAUCAGUUGCAUAUUACGAUCUGGUGCUGUCUUGCUUCGAUGCACUGUUGACACUAAUGCAAUUAUAGAAAAUCAGGGAAACUCCCUUUACUGCAAACAAAGCACACAAAUCAGCUUACUCAAUGAUAUUCAGUAGUUUUUAUGAAUCUGAGUUGACAGCUUAGCUGUCACCUUAGCCAUUAUUGUUACUAUAAAUAGGAGCAGUCAGCAUUAUGAUGUCAUUCUUUCAGAUUGAUCCUUCAGUACUAGUAAAUCUAAGCUCUAUAAAUAGAGCCAAAGGCUAGCCCUAUCUAUCAGUUACAAAUUGGAAUAAUCUACAAUCUAUAGCUAAUAUCAUAUCUCUUCAUUCUCUUCAACACUAUGAGUGGACAAAAGGACAUUGGUAAAAACACCAUCAUAGUCUGCAUCACUUAUUGGCCAGAGUCUGUCAAAGAUCUCAUCAGCCAGCAGAAGUCCUUACUGAUGACAGCAGGCAAGCUUAAAGACAGUGACAAACCACCUCCAGAGUGGUUUAGUGGAGCUGACUUUGUUGCAAUUCACAAUGACCUAAGAGCUAAUGCCAUGUCAGAUGCAGACAGCUAUCUCAGUGUGAAGCAGGAAGGAUACUGCUUAACUUACUUCCCUACUGAUAAGUCUGAGAUUCAGCCGGUCGUUGAAGUUAGUGUCAAGUUUCAAUCUGGCAAUGAAGAUACCAAUGGGCAAGUUGAGAACCUGAUCAUAGACCGUAUUGGAGACCAUUGGCUCAAUAAAUGCUAUAUUAGAAACACAUCGAAAACGAAAUCAAGCAAUUGAAAGUGACUAACAACACCAUUAAUCCAUUGAACUGUUAAUAUUUUGUCUUCAGUUUCAGUUGAUAGUCCUGUAUCAUAUACUAUACAUAAAUAAUAAUGUUUUUAAUAAUAACUGUGAACAUAUUAAUAAAGUACUAGUGUAUAAGUGAGUGUAGGAGAAGUGUGAAUGCGUGAAUAUUAUUUAAAAUUAUCUAUCAAAUGGUUAUCAGUAAAUCCUAUACCAACUGGCUGUCCUCGAUUGUGUUAGAGUGAGGUAUGUAUACUCUAAACUCGAAGCCAUUCUUAGGAAAAGAGCCUGUAUUGACAACCAUACAAUCGCCCGAAGUCACUGAGAAA